Molecule: messenger RNA, 1487 nt
Organism: Rubroshorea leprosula
Lineage: Eukaryota; Viridiplantae; Streptophyta; Magnoliopsida; Malvales; Dipterocarpaceae
Source: the annotation of a GenBank genome assembly
GCAAAUACGGGUUUGGCCUUGUAAAAAAAGAGCGAGUCGAGCUGGCUGCUUCUGGAUUCUGAUUUCUUUCUCGUUGUUUCACGACACAGCUUUCUCUUCUGCAAUUCAACUGAGACAGAAAAUAUCCCGCGAAAUCAUGAAAGUUGUUCGCCGAGACCUCAUUCCCAACGGACCGGGAAGUGUCAAGAUGAUUCCUGUAGAUUCAGAUGAUCUUUGGUUUGUUUACAAUUUAAUUACUCCUGGAGAUAGCGUUAUGGCUCGAACCGUCAGGAAAGUUGUAAGAGAGACAUCAGGUGGAAGAGAUGCAGAGCGUGUUGCACUCAAGUUGGAAAUAAAAGUUGAGGCCGUAGAUUAUGACAAAGAAGGAUCUGUCAUGCGUAUAAGGGGAAAGAAUAUCUUAGAGAACGAACAUGUUAAGAUAGGAGCGUUUCAUACUUUAGAACUGGAGCUGCAGCGACCUUUUGUGUUGAGAAAGGAUAUUUGGGACUCCAUGGCACUGGAUGUACUUCAACAGGCCUCUGAUCCUGCUGCAAGUGCUGAUCUGGCCGUGGUAAUAAUGCAAGAGGGAUUAGCUCAUAUUUUGCUUGUUGGUAAAAGUGUAACUAGCACUCGUUCACGGAUAGAAACUUCAAUUCCUCGCAAGCAUGGUCCUGCUAUUGCUGGUUAUGAGAAGGCUUUGAACAAGUUCUUCGAUAAUGUUCUACAGGCCUUUCUCAAGCAUGUGGACUUUAAUGUUGUUCGCUGUGCUGUUAUUGCGAGUCCUGGUUUCACAAAGGAUCAAUUCCAUCGCCACCUAUUGUUGGAAGCAGAAAGAAGACAGCUGAGAACAAUUAUAGAGAACAAGUCACGAAUAAUUCUUGUGCAUACAAGCUCUGGAUAUAAGCAUAGCUUAAAGGAAGUUCUGGAUGCCCCAAAUGUUAUGAAUAUGAUAAAAGAUACCAAAGCAGCGCAAGAGGUCCGAGCUCUUGAGGAUUUCUUCAGCAUGCUUUCUAAUGAUCCUGCUCGUGCAUGCUAUGGACCAAAACAUGUUGAGAUUGCCCAUGAACGAAUGGCUGUCCAAACACUUCUCAUAACAGAUGAGCUCUUCAGGAAUGCUGACGUAGCUACAAGACAAAAAUAUGUAAAUUUGGUCAAAUCAGUUAAGGAUUCAGGGGGCGCUGCUCAUAUAUUUUCAUCCAUGCAUGUGUCAGGAGAACAACUUGCACAAUUGACUGGUAUUGCUGCAAUUCUUCGAUUCCCCCUUCCAGACCUUGAAGACAUUGAGAUGUAAGGGACAAAUCUGUUUGCACUUCUGGAUUUAUAUACAAUAUAAUUUGUAAUCAAUAGAUCGUGGAUGUCUCUACCAAACAUAGAUUUUCAUUUUCCAGUCUUCUAUUAUUUCUUCAUCUAUUUAUGGGAUUGCUCAAUACUGCACAUAAUAAUGUAUCUGCAUGAAAUUUCUUUGUACUUAUUUAUUCUUCCAAGCUGAAUUAAUAUUUUCAUUUUGU